Molecule: messenger RNA, 1887 nt
Organism: Protobothrops mucrosquamatus (brown spotted pit viper)
Lineage: Eukaryota; Metazoa; Chordata; Lepidosauria; Squamata; Viperidae
Product: zinc finger protein 721-like
Exons: 4
Biological process (GO): regulation of transcription by RNA polymerase II
Molecular function (GO): RNA polymerase II cis-regulatory region sequence-specific DNA binding; DNA-binding transcription factor activity
Source: RefSeq, a predicted model, not a curated record
AUGCUUAAACAUCAACAAAUCCACACUGGACAAAAACCUUAUCAAUGUCUGGAGUGUGGGAAAUUUUUUGUUCGAAAAAAAAGUCUCAAAAUCCACAGGAAAAUUCACAUGGAAAUAAAACCUUAUAAAUGCUUCAAGAACUCAUCCCUGCGGCAACAUCAGACAAUCCACACUGGGGAAAGACCCCAUGAAUGCCCAGAAUGUGAGAAACGAUUUCGGAGUCCUUCCUCACUUUGGAGUCACCAAAAGACACACAAGGGAGAAAAACCCUAUAAAUGUAACGAUUGUGAGAAAUGUUUUGCUCUAAAGAAAAGUCUUUUUCGACAUCAGAUAAUCCACACAGGGGAGAAACCCUACCAGUGCAUUGAGUGUGGAAAAUUUUUUCAUAUGAUAGCAAACCUCAGACGUCAUAAGAAAAUUCACAGAGGGGAAAGAAAAUUCAAAUGUUUAGACUGUGGGAAAGCAUUUAUUCAUUCAAAUCACCUUAGAAGUCACUGGCAAGUCCAUACAGCAGAGAAGACCCAUAAAUGCUCAGUGUGUGAGAAAUCUUUCACUCGGAAAGACAGACUUUUGAUACAUCAGAGAACCCACAUUGGAGAGAAACCAUAUAAAUGUCCGGAGUGUGGGAAGUCUUUUUUGUGCGAAGAAUAUCUUAAAAGACAUGAGAAGAUUCACACAGCAAAGAAGCUUUACAAGCUUGUAGAAAGAAAGAAAAAUGAAAUGUGCUCAGAAUGUGGAAGAUUUUUCUCUCAAAGGUCACACCUAAUUCGACAUGAGAGACUUCACGCCGGAGACAGGCCCUAUCAAUGCCCAGAAUGUGACAAGCGAUUUGUGGAGUCUGCUGAACUCCGGAGACACCAGAGGGGGCACACAGGAGAGAAGCCCUAUAAAUGUGGGGAGUGUGGGAAAGGUUUUCUCACAGCAACACUGCUUCAGGUUCAUGAGAGAAUCCACACAGGGGAGAAGAGAGACUCUUCAAGUGCUCUGAGUGUGGGAUAUCCCUACAAAUGUGGAGAGUGUGGGAAGCAUUUUGCUAAAGGCUGGGACAUCAGAUGUGGGAAAUCUUUUGUUUGCAAAAGAAGUGUCAAAAUCCGGAGGAAAAUUCACAUGGAAAUAAAACCUUAUAAAUGCUUCGAGUGUGGAAAAUGUUUCACUCGGAGUUCAUCACUUUGCAAACAUAAUCAAAUACACACAAAGGAGGAAAGCAGAACGUGCCUAGAAUGUGGGAAAUGUUUUUCCAGCAAAUCAGCCCUGCGGCGACAUCAGAGAAUCCACACUGGGGAAAGACCCCAUGAAUGUCUGGAGUGUGGAAAAUGUUUUUCCAGCAAAUCAACCCUGCAGCGACACCAGACAGUCCACACUGGGGAAAGACCCCAUGAAUGCCCAGAAUGUGAGAAACGAUUUGGGAGUUCUUCCAGACUUCGGAGUCACCAAAAGACGCACACGAGAGAAAAACUCUAUAAAUGUAACGAUUGUGAGAAAUGUUUCGCUCUAAAGAAAAGUCUUUUUCGACAUCAGAUAAUCCACACAGGGGAGAAACCCUAUCAGUGCAUCGAGUGUGGAAAAUUUUUUCAUAUGAUAGCAAACCUCAGACAUCAUAAGGAAAUUCACAGAGGGGAAAGGAAAUUCAAAUGUUUAGACUGUGGGAAAGCAUUUAUUCAUUCAACUCAUCUUAGAAGUCACUGGCAAGUCCAUACAGCAGAGAAGACCCAUAAAUGCUCAGUGUGUGAGAAAUCUUUCACUCGGAAAGACAGACUUUUGAUACAUCAGAGAACCCACAGUGGAGAGAAACCAUAUAAAUGUCCGGAGUGUGGGAAGUCUUUUUUGUGCGAUGAAUAUCUUAAAAGACACAAGAAGAUUCACAUAGGAAAGAAGCCUUACGAGCGU